AUGGUGGCAGUCCAGGCGUUCCCGGCAUUCAACACGCCCAACAGCGUUGAUGUGCAUGGGCAAACCUGUCCGUUGGUGGAUCGCCCGGGACUGACGUGCCCAGUAAUGUGUGUGCAAGAUUUUGCGGAUUGCCCAUCGGCGCUCGCAGUGCCGCAAUGCAAAAACAAUGAGCAGCUCUGCGACGACGGCGCUUGUCACGGGAGCUGCGCGGACGUGGUGAAUCCGUGCCUGUGCGCCUUCGACGCCUCGCAGGUAGCCACUGUGUACAAGGCAUGCCCCGAAUAUACCAACACGGUGACGGUGCCGGCCUACGACCCGAGCAUCAAACAGGCGCAGCUGGAGCUGGCGUGUGCGAUCGAGUGGGGCAUGGUGGGCGCAAACACGACGGUUGGCAUGGGGUCGGGCGUGGCGGAGUGGUCGGUGGAUGCACGCGACAAGAUGGUCUGGGAUAUGUGCCCGGUGCCGCUGACGGCGCGGCUGACAUACACGGAGAGCUUUUGCCUGGCGUUCUACGGGAUCAUGGGCGCCGAGCUGGUGCUGUUUGCGCUGUGGCAUUUGUAUAAGCGUGUGCGCGAGCGGCAUGCAGUACAGCUGCGGCAGCUUUGCUCGCCACUGCCGACCACAGUGGCAGCCGACGAGAAGACAAUGAGUGAAACCCAGUCCGAGGAGCAGUCCGAGUACACGGUGGGGGAUCUGCCUGAGGGCAUGAUGCUUUUGCGCGGCUUUGACAACAACAUGUUUGGCGCGGGCUUGUUCUAUCUUGCGCUGCUGACGACGGCCGGGUGGGUGGUGCUGCUGGCGGUGAUCGUGUCUGACUACUACGGCAAGGUCACGGGCGGAGUGAAAUACGGAAUGCUGGCCAACUCGGACCAGUCGAUGGCGGUGUUCAUUUUCGUGUGGCAUCUGGCGGCGCUCUGGCUGGCGGGGAUGCUGGCAUGCAUGCACACGGUGCGCAACUACUUCCGCAUCGAGUGCCCGCUGCCGGAGGCACGUGUGGUGCAGGUGGAGGAGCGCCGCGCGGAGGUGGUGAUGAUGGAGGGCAGCGAGAACCGGCUCACGGCGUUGGCGAACCGGGUGCGCAAUAAGCUGGUGGGACGCCUGCGCCUGGACGUGCUGGCCGAGUCGUGUCCGGCGAACCGGGUCGAAAUCGGCGGCGAGACACGCACGUUCAUCGAGUACCACUGCACGCGCGGCCGGUUCCAGUGCAAUGCAUUCGAUCUUGGCAAUACGCACCGUGCGCUGCUGGCUAGCCGUAACGGCCUCAGCAGCGCGCAGGCGGCGGACAGGGCGUCGCGGAUUGGUGUAAACUACAUCCACGUGGCGGUGCCCGUCGUGUUCAGCUACUUCUACCUGUACCAGAUGAUGUGCAUGUGGGUGUGGUUCUACUUCAACUACUUCAAGAUGGCGCUGGUGCAGUUCGGCGUGAUCCUGGUGUCGGCCGUGAUCAAGGUGGUGAUCCGCCUCAAGAGCGAGCGCAAGGUCAAGGCGCUGGCCGAGCACCGCAGUGUGUGCCGGGUCAAGCGCAACAAUGAGUGGCAGGAGAUCGACACGGCGGAGCUGGUGCCUGGCGAUGUGAUUGCAGUGGAGUCAGGCAUGGAGGUCAUGUGCGAUGGCUGUGUGCUGGCGGGCGAGAUCGUUGUCGACGAGAGCUCAUUGACGGGCGAGGCGAUGCCGAACGACACCAUUCCGUACGACGCGUCGGGCUCUGGCAAAACAUACUCACUGUUUGCAGGCACCAAGGUUUUGCAGUGCACAGGCAGCACGUAUGCGUCGCCGUCGCAGUCGCAGCCGACGCUGAUGUCGUCGUCAUCCGAGAUCAAACUGGAGAAGGCUGUAGUCACCGGGACGCCGACCGCGACACUGCAGGAGGGCGAACCUGAAACACAGGUACUGGUGACGGCCACACGCACCCUGACUGACAAGGGCAAGUUGAUCCAGCGGAUCCUGUUCCCGGCGCGCUACUCGUUUGUGUUUGACGAGCAGCUGCGCGUGGCUCUGCUGAUUCUGCUGGCAUACGGCGGCGUGGCAUUUGCGCUGACCAUCUGGCUGAUGGGCCACGACGUCACGUCGUGGUUCUAUGGCGUGUUUGUGAUCUCCGAGAUCAUGUCGCCGCUGCUGCCGGCCGCGCUGGUUGUGGGCCAGUCGGUGGCUGCCGACCGCCUGCGUCGCGCCAACAUCUUCUGUGUGGACCUGCCGCGCAUCAUGAUGGCCGGCAAGGUGCAGGUGUUUUGCUUUGACAAGACCGGCACCCUGACCAAGGAGGGCCUGGAGUACUUUGCAGUGCAGGAGAUCUCCGAUGGGCGCUUCCAUGGCGAGGAGCAGGACAUGGCAAGGCUGCCUCACGUGACGCAGGUCGGCUUCGCCUCGUGCCAUGCCGUGACUAUGGUCGGUGACAAGCUCAUUGGCAAUCCGGUCGAUGUCGAGCAGUUCCGCGCGACCGACUGGGAGAUCCUGGCUGGCACCUGCGAGGACCACCUGGACACGCUGAUCUCGCCGUUCCUCGAGAGCCACGCGGGCGGAAAGGAGAAGCGCAAGACCGUGCACGUGAUUAAGCGCUUCGAGUUUGCCCAUGCGCGCCAGUCGAUGUCGGUGGCGGGCUCGUUUGAGCGCCUGAAGCGCAUGGCCAAGUCUGCGUCGGUGCCCGGCAACUACGACGCAGUGACGGCCAAGUGGGCCAAGGAGGGCUGCUAUGUUCUGGCGCUGGCGCACAAGGACCUGGGCGAUGUGGACGUGAACACGCUGACGCGCGAGCAGAUGGAGGGCGAGUGCGAGCUGGUGUCCCUGCUGCUGUUCCGUAAUAAGCUGAAGGAGGACACCGAGUCUGCGAUCAUGGAGCUGAAGGCUGGUGAUACGCGUGCGGUGAUGAUUACCGGCGACACGGCGCUGACCGGUGUGUAUAUCGCGCGCCAGUGCAGCAUGAUCAGUCCAACCGCGCGCGUGUUGCUAGGUGACAUCGAGCAGGGGCGGCUGGUGUGGCGCGACACCGUCACCGACGAGGCUGUGGAUGCCGACAAACUGCUGCAUGAGGAGCGUGCUGCACGCGACGAGGCCGAGCGCGCGCUAUUUGACGUGGUGGCGAAGCGCACGCCGCUGGUGGAGCUGGCGGUGACUGCCGCUGCCUUCGACUACCUGGUUGAGGCCGGCAAGAUCCGGCAGUACCUGCUGGACAUCCGGAUCUUCGCACGCAUGACGCCGCAGGGCAAGGUCGACUGUGUGCAGUUGCACAUGGAGCGCUGCGUGACGGCAAUGUGCGGCGACGGCGGCAACGACUGCGGAGCGCUGCGUGCUGCCCACGUGGGGUUGGCGCUGUCCGAGUCCGAGGCAUCGAUUGUGUCGCCGUUCUCGUCGAGCAACCGGUCGAUCCACUCGGUCGGGCGGCCCUGGCAACGUCCGUUUGCCGGCUACAAGUUCCUGAUCAACUACGCCACGACCAUGUCGAUGCUGGAGCUGACGCAGUUCUACUUCUCUGUGAUUGUGCCUGAAGCCGUGUGGAUCAUGGUCGAUUCGUUUAUUGCUGUGGGUCUCUGCAUUGCCGUGACGCAGGCGCAGACUGCGCGCAAGCUGGCGCCGAGCCGGCCCACCGCGCGUCUUCUAGGCGCCCACACGUUGGCGUCGAUCUGGGGCCAGACCGUGAUUAACUAUGCGUUCUUGUUCGGCAUGCUCGGCCUUCUGUACCGCCAGUCGUGGUUCCGCUGCCACGAGUUCGAUAGCCGCGACAUCGACACCAGUCUGUGGUGGCUGCUAGGUGACAACUACGAGGCCGAGAUUAUCUCGAUCGUCUGCCUGUUCCAGUUCAUCAACGGUGGCGCCGUGUAUAACUUUGGCUACAAGUACCGCCGUGCCUGGCUGACCAACUACCUGAUGGUUGUCAUGUACUUUGGCAUGCUGGCUGUGGGAUACCCGAAGCCCUCGUGGAAUGUCUCGGUGUACAACAGCCCGAACGGCCACAAUAUCCUGCCCUGGGACUUCCGCUGGACCCUGUGGGGAUGCUGUCUGGCAAAUAUCGUGCUGUGCAAUUUGUACGAAAAGUUUGUGAUUCCUGGGUCCUGUUGGUCGGGUGGUCAAGAACUGGUGGAUUAA
This is a messenger RNA of Linderina pennispora, 4080 nucleotides long. RefSeq lists its product as uncharacterized. Gene Ontology annotation, molecular function: P-type transmembrane transporter activity; nucleotide binding. The transcript is spliced from 8 exons. NCBI's taxonomy places the organism in Eukaryota, Fungi, Kickxellomycota, Kickxellomycetes, Kickxellales, Kickxellaceae. The record is from RefSeq and is a predicted model, not a curated record. Bases 1 to 4080 code for a protein of 1359 amino acids. Gene Ontology annotation, cellular component: membrane.